UAUGUAUAUAUUAUAUAUUAUUUUUGGGCGAAAAGCAGUGUUAAUUUUUUAAACAAUAUUAUGUAUUCACUAAUAGAAUUUGCAAAUGAACAAAAACCUGAAGUUGAAGUGGUCCCUAAUAUUUGGUUAGAAAAAGAGAAGGAAAUAUGGUAUUGUUUUUGGCCUCAAACAAUUUCCACCAAACAAAUUCGUAAGGCUAUCGAAAAAUGUUACUUACCGGACAAAAAUUGGAUAAAGUAUAAAUGCAGAAUAUUGCAUACAUAUGCUUCUUACGAUGAUGCGAGGAAAAAAUUAGUAGAUGCUGAAUUUACAUCUACUUUAGAAACUGAUGUAGAAUUGCAACCAACUAUUGAAUACCAACGGCCAAAAAGAAACGUGAAAAGACCUUUCCGACUUUGUUCGGAUUCUUCAGAUUCUUCAGAAAUUGAAGAAACAUCAUGCAAAAUCCCAUCUCUUCCUACAUUAAAAAUAACACCUACAGAAAAUAGUAAUAUUUUAUCGAAAAAAUCUAUAAUUACUUCAUACAAACCAUCAACAUCGACAGCCGAUAUUAACAAUUCUUCACAAUAUACAUCUAAUAUUACAAUUAGUCCUUCAAGAUCUUUAGAAAGAAUAAUUAGUUUUCCACAGAAUAUAGAAUUCAGAACUAUCUCUCCUCCUACAUUUAAAAUAACAUCUACAAAAAAUAAUAUUUUAUCGAAAAAACCUACAAUUGCUUCAUACAAACCAUCAACAUCGACAGCCGAUAUUGACAAUUCUUCAAAAUGUACAUCUAAUGUUGCAAUUAGUCCUCCAAGAUUUUCAGAAAGAGCAGUUAAUUCUCCACAAAAAAAAGAAUUCAGAACUACAUUGACCACUUCAGAAUUCCACAAAUCAGACUUCCCUUAUCUCAUUCUAACAAAAUUAAUGAGCUUAGAAAAUUCUAUGAACUUGCUUCUUCCGAUGGUCAAACAACUUGUAUCACAUUUUCAAAAAUCAAAAAUACCCCAUAUGGAAAAUGUUCCUGAACUACCAGUUGACACCGAUGAACAUUUGGAAAAUAUGGAAAGAUUUUUAGAUACAAAACAAAAUUUUGAAUAUAUGAUGAAUAUUUUAUCUGUAUCUGGUGGUACAACGAUUGUACAGAUAACAAGAAGAACAUUAGAAAAAGUAAUAACAAAUAAUUAUGCUAAGAAAUUUAAUUGGGCAGGAAGAGCACCUAAAAAAGCGUUCAAAGCUUUAAAAAUAAAAGAUUUGAUUAUAGCUACCGUAAGACAUGUUGAACCAAAUGCUGCAAUAAACACAAUUGAAAAUUCUAUCAAAGAUUGGUUGAAGUUGUCAUCUACUCGUGUCGCUUUAGCAGAAAUUAGGGCAUUAAAGACAUUUCAGCAACAAUAAUGAACUGAAAAAAGCAACAAUAAUGGACUGAAAAAAAGAUUCAUCAGAUCUCAAAAUACUCAUAAUAACCUCAUAAUAUCCUAGCUAUGUUAUGUUGAGAUUUAAUUAUAAGUACAGAAAAAAUAAUUUAUGUUAUGUUGAGAUUUAAUUAUAAGU
This is a messenger RNA of Camponotus floridanus (Florida carpenter ant), 1533 nucleotides long. RefSeq lists its product as uncharacterized. The record is from RefSeq and is a predicted model, not a curated record. The transcript has 6 exons. Bases 61 to 1377 code for a protein of 438 amino acids. Lineage: Eukaryota; Metazoa; Arthropoda; Insecta; Hymenoptera; Formicidae.